This is a messenger RNA of Aspergillus pseudotamarii, 1180 nucleotides long. RefSeq names its product RTA1 domain-containing protein. Bases 1 to 888 code for a protein of 295 amino acids. The transcript has 3 exons. Lineage: Eukaryota; Fungi; Ascomycota; Eurotiomycetes; Eurotiales; Aspergillaceae. Gene Ontology annotation, cellular component: membrane. The record is from RefSeq and is a predicted model, not a curated record.
AUGAGUGGCCACGACGACGGUGGAAUCGACUUUCAACUGUACCGCUAUACGCCAUCCCUUGUCGCAGCAAUAAUUUUCAUUGUUCUAUUCACCCUAACAACCGCGCAUCAUCUCUGGCAAACUGUUCGCGCGAGAUGCUGGUACUUUUUGGUCUUUGUGACUGGUGGAAUAUUCCAGAUAAUAGGGUACAUCUGUCGCGCGCUCGCGCAUUCUAAUAAGGAAUCCGUACCCAUCUAUUCCGUGGGAACUAUUUUGAUUCUUCUUGCGCCCCCUCUUUACGCUGCUUCGAUAUAUAUGACUCUGGGCCGCCUCAUCGGAUAUCUUGAUGCAGAGAAACUCAGUCCAGUAUCGACCAAAUGGCUGACCACAAUCUUCGUCAUGGGCGAUGUGAUCGCAUUCCUGGCACAAGGAGCAGGCGGUGGAAUCAUGGCAAUGGGCACCGUCAGCGCUAUGAACACGGGUGAAAACGUCACAAUCGCAGGUUUAUGCGUGCAACUCGUAUUCUUUAGCAUCUUUAUCAUUGUUGCGACCAUCUUCCAUUAUCGCCUUCGCAAGAAUCCAACUUCCAGAUCUACCGGAGCCUCCCUCUUUCCUCGCAGCUGGCGCGAGGCUACCUGGGAAACUGUGAUGUUGGGUCUAUAUGGCGCGAGUGUUCUGAUCCUCAUUCGGUCGAUCUUCCGGUUGAUCGAGUAUGCGCAAGGCAACGAUGGGUACCUAAUUAGCCAUGAGGUAUUCAUGUAUGUGUUCGACGCGACGCUGAUGUUCAUCACAAUGGUGGGGAUGAGUUUCUUCCAUCCUUCAAAGGUUUUGAGUCCGUUGGCGAAGGCGGAAGCGCCUUUAGACAGGUCCUACACGAUGACCACCCAGCUAUGCGAUGAAUCUGUAUGAUAUGAAUGCUUGGUAUUGAAUCUGGGAUACUUGUUGCACUGUUUGUUGUACAUAACGCGGUAGAUUAAAUUUGAUUUCUGAACAGUCCUGCUUCAACAUGAAGCUAUCACCAGCAGAGCUUCAAUAUUCCUACAUUUGGGAUCACACUAACCACCACCACGGCAUAGUCUAUACUUCAAGAGGCGCCAUCCAAACUGACUCUACCGAAAAGCGCUGCCUCACACCAGCGAACACUCGCCCACACCAAACUAUACGGACCCUAACCCGAACACGAGAGUCUAACAACACACCA